This is a messenger RNA of Hippoglossus stenolepis (Pacific halibut), 2529 nucleotides long. RefSeq names its product serine protease 23-like. NCBI's taxonomy places the organism in Eukaryota, Metazoa, Chordata, Actinopteri, Pleuronectiformes, Pleuronectidae. The record is from RefSeq and is a predicted model, not a curated record. The transcript is spliced from 2 exons. Gene Ontology annotation, biological process: proteolysis. Bases 256 to 1647 code for a protein of 463 amino acids. Gene Ontology annotation, molecular function: serine-type endopeptidase activity.
CCUGACUCCCACCUCACGCACUCCCCUCCCUGUCUGCCCGGCUGUCUCUUCUCCCGGCCUCACAGUGGGAUGAUGUAGAUUUCUAUGAGGAUCUUGCAGCUUCUACUUGUGCUCCAUAUUGUUCUUCUUGAGCCCAGGGAAUGAUGGAAGCCAGUCUGCUGGAAGCUGUUUGGACUGAGAGGAUUUUUUAUUGAUGAGGAGGAGAAGAAUAUUGACUGGAAGUUGCGGGGUUGUUUUGUGAAUGUUUGCAGUGGAAUGGGCCUCCUAUACGGUCAGUAUCUGCUGCUCUGCGUGGCCGCCCUCACAGUUUCUGCAGCGUUUGCCAAAGAUGGAGGCAGCGAGGCCGACAGGUGGCCCAGGCAGAGCCUCCCGGUGCUGCUGGACACGCACACACAGCUUUUAAACACCCUGUCGUUCAAAGGGCAGGUGGAGGAUGAGGAGAAGGCAAGUGCAAAGACACUCUGUGGGAUCGAGUGUCAAGAAAAGUUACCACCUGUUGACCAGACGGAGCAAGAGAGGAUUCUGGGAUACGAGACAAUGUAUGAGAAUGGUACACGCACGCAUACCGAUAUCAGCUUGCAAGGUUUUGAUAACACGUCUGCAGGAAGGCCAGCCCACUCAGAGAUCCACACAAGAAGGAAACGACAGGUUUACGGAGCAGACGGACGCUUCGUGAUCUCCGACUCACAUUUUAUCACCAACUACCCGUUCUCCACCGCAGUUCGUCUCUCCACCGGAUGCUCCGGAGUCCUGGUGUCCCCAAAACACGUGCUGACAGCGGCACACUGCAUCCACGACGGCGCCGACUACCUAGAGAGUGCCAGGAGGCUCAGAGUAGGAGUGCUGCAGCUCAAAGCCAAAAGAAGAAGAGGAGGAAGGAGGAGAGGGGGGCGACAGAGGGGUGGGAGGAGAGGAGAGGAGAAGACGAUGGAGGAAGGUGAGGAGCAGAACAGUUUAGAUGGAGAUGUGGCAAGAGGCAGAAAUGGGAGACGCAGAGGAAGAAGGGUGGAAGGUCACAUGGAAGCUGAGGCUGGAAAUAUUGAAAGAGGAAGAAAACGAAAAGGCCUCAAGCGCGUUCGACGCAGCGUCCAACCCAGAAAGCAGCCCGUCUUCCGUUGGACUCGAGUUAAACAAACCCAAAUCCCUCAAGGAUGGAUCCACGGCAAGGACUCCACCAACUCGGCCUCUUCUGACUACGAUUACGCACUUCUGGAGCUAAAACGACAAGUCAAACAGAAGCCCAUGGCGCUCGGAGUGGCUCCAUCCACUGCUCCACUGGCACGGAUCCACUUCUCAGGCUACGACGCCGACAAAAGCCUGCUGGACGGGCGCGGAGAAGAGAAGGUGGUUUACCGUUUUUGCUCAGUGACAAAGGAGUCCGACAACCUGAUGUACCAGCGGUGCGACGCACAGCCCGGGGCGACAGGCGCUGGCGUUUAUGUCCGUCUGAGGCAGGAGGAGGGAGAUGAAGGCGGGAAAGGGAAGUGGCAGAGGAGGGUGAUCGGGGUGUUCUCGGGCCAUCGGUGGGUGGAGGUGGAGGGCGGUGAGCUGAGGGACUAUAACGUUGCCGUGAGGAUCACUCCGGCCAAGUACGCCCAGAUCUGCCACUGGAUCCACGGAGAUCCAAGUCUCUGUAAAGAGGUCUGAACUUCCAGAGCAAUGGAUCUACAACGAGAACAAGAUUUGACGUCACUUUUUAAAAGACUCUAAGAUCCCAGAACUGGUCUUAAGAAAGUUCUGUAGGUAUUUUUCUUAGGUGCUGACUGCAGGGUUUUCUAACUGUUGUAAAUCUAGGAUAUGGAUAGGACAUCCUCAAAAUGGCCUCCUUCAAGCACUGAAACAGCCAAUAGAGACGCCUCCAAACCAAACCUUGUCAUAUCUAAGCCUACCCAUCAUUUUCUGUAAUCAACAUUUCAACUGUCUCAUUAUGUGGCAAAAUACUAGAAGAAAAAGAAUUUUGAAUAUAUAUCUCCUGUACAGUUACACUAAAUAAUUUCAGUAAGUGCUUUUUGGGAUAUGCAUAAAUAUCGUAGUGAAUGUUGACCUGAAAAUAAAACAGUUUUCUCCCUUGUCAAAAUCGUUACCCACAAUUCCUCUCAACCUGCGACAGUUACACAGGUCAGAUUGUUGUUGUGUUAUUGGUGGACUAUGGAGGUCUGUUUCUUUGUGACUCAGCGACCCAACUUUAUUCCUUUAUAAUAAGUUUAAUUUAUAUUUUCUAAGUUGUGUUAUUCAUUAUCUUCCAUCUUUAGGAUUUUUGUAUUUCAUAGCUCAGCUAAGAUGGUAAGUACUGAACCUUUUAUGACCUACAAAAUGAAAAUAAGGGUAAAACACUCAUAAACACCAACAUCCGAACAACAAAUUGUAAUAUGUCGAUAAGACAAAGAUUACGACUUCCAUAAUUUCAGUUCAUGUAAAAGGAAAGACAACAUAUUAUUGCUGUGAGUGUGUAUUUGUGUGUAUACCGUCUUGUAUUGUCUUAUGUUUGAUACUUCACAACAAAUAAAAGUGUUGAAUUUGAAAGACCAA